Thamnophis elegans (Western terrestrial garter snake) is the source of this 6535-nucleotide messenger RNA. It is a transcript of the gene ADGRA2, whose product is annotated as adhesion G protein-coupled receptor A2. Bases 342 to 4253 code for a protein of 1303 amino acids. Gene Ontology annotation, biological process: positive regulation of canonical Wnt signaling pathway; sprouting angiogenesis; G protein-coupled receptor signaling pathway. The record is from RefSeq and is a predicted model, not a curated record. Gene Ontology annotation, molecular function: G protein-coupled receptor activity; protein binding. Lineage: Eukaryota; Metazoa; Chordata; Lepidosauria; Squamata; Natricidae. The transcript is spliced from 19 exons. Gene Ontology annotation, cellular component: plasma membrane; Wnt signalosome.
CGUGCCUGAGAACCGGGCCGGCCAGGCGGGCGAAUCGAGGGGAGGGACCCGUCUUACGGCAGCCCCAGCCGCGGGAUCCAACCCUCGCCUAGCAGCCCGGCAGCCGGACAUCCUCGCCCAGCGACGCGCCGGUCCUCCCUGGCCAUGCAAGGCGCAGCCCCAGCGGGGACAGACGAGCUCCGGGCAGGCGACGCGGCUCGGCCGGGGCUGCCUUCGAGCCGAGCGUGACGGCCGGGGAAACAAGCUGCGGGGACGGGCGGGCGCCUGUCGGAGCUGCUGAGGUCCCCGGAGCGCUCCGAACGCCGAAGGCUGCGGUGCGAGCAGGCGAGGAUGGGCUGAGGAUGGGCUGGCAGCCUCUGCCGUCGAGGAUGCUCUGGACCGGCGCCCUGCUCCUGCUGGCGGCGCUGGGGGGCGCGGGCGGGGCGCGCAGUUGCCCCCUCCAGCUGCGGGGCUGCAAGUGCGUGGGCGAGAGGCCGAAGGGCUUGGCCCCGGCCAGGAAGCGGGUCAGCUGCAGCGGCGAGGAGCUGAGGGAGCCGCCGGCUACGCGCUUGCUGCCCAACGAUACCGUCACCCUGAUUUUGAGCAAUAACAAAAUAACAACCCUGAAGAAUGGCACUUUUUUGGGACUCCAUGCUCUUGAAAAGUUAGACCUAAAGAACAAUUUGAUUAGCAUCAUUCAGCCUGGAGCUUUUCUGGGUCUUCAGGACCUGAAACGCUUGGAUCUCUCCAACAACCGCAUUGGCUGCUUCAACAUUGGCCUCUUGCAGGGACUGUCCAGCCUUAUCCGUCUGAACAUAUCAGGAAAUAUCUUCGCCAGCCUCCAGAGUGGAGUCUUUGAUGAGUUGCUGUCUCUGAAAGUUCUUGACUUUGCCACUGAAUACCUGACCUGUGACUGCCAUUUACGCUGGGUCCUAGCCUGGUCCAAAAGCCAUUCUGUCCAGGUAUCUGACAAGACGGUGUGUGUCUACCCCAGCAACUUGUAUGGGAAGCUACUACGAAACAUCAGAGAGAGCCAACUGCGCUGUGAAGGUUCCCCAGAGCUACAUACCCAUCAGCUAAUCCCCUCCCUGAGGCAAGUUGUCUUCCAAGGAGACCGACUCCCUUUCCAAUGUACAGCCACCUAUCUGGACAACAGCACACACAUCCUCUGGUACCACAACCGUGCCCUGGUGCAAGAAGAUGAACCUAGCGGCAUCAUCUUAGAGGACAGCCUCGUCCAUGAUUGCACUUUAAUCACAAGUGAGCUCAUCUUGUCCAACAUUCAUGUCUCAGCUAAUGGUGAAUGGGAAUGCACCAUCUUCACUGCCCAGGGCAACGUUAGCAAAAAGGUUGAGAUUGUUGUGCUGGAGACCUCAGCUUCGUACUGCCCACCUGAACGGGUUACCAACAACCGUGGAGACUUCAGGUGGCCACGGACCUUGGCUGGCAUCACUGCUUAUCAAUCCUGCCUCCAGUAUCCCUUCACUUCUGGGAAUGCAGGCUCUGGCCAUGAAAAGCAGGCAUGGAGACACUGCGACCGCACCGGUCACUGGGAAGAAGGAGACUAUUCACACUGCUUGUACACCAAUGACAUCACCCGUGUACUCUACACCUUUGUGCUGAUGCCUAUCAAUGCCUCAAAUGCACUAACCUUAGCCCAUCAGUUGCGGGUCUACACAGCUGAAGCUGCCAAUUUCUCAGAUAUGAUGGAUGUCAUCUAUGUGUCUCAGAUGAUUGAAAAAUUCACUGGUUACGUAGACCAGAUCAAACAGCUGGCUGACGUCAUUGUGGAGAUGGCAAGUAACAUGAUGCUGGUAGAUGACCAUGUUCUGUGGAUGGCCCAGAUUGAAGACAAAGCUUGUACCAGCAUAGUGCAUUCCUUGGAGAAGAUUGCGACUUAUGCUGUCAGCACCAACUCUCAGCAUAUGGCUGUGAAUUCCAGGAACAUCGCCUUUGAAGCCUACCUUAUCAUGCCAGAAAGUUAUCUGGGCAUGAGCUGCAUGGCUUUUCAGAAGCGUGAGAACCUUGGUAACCGUUCUCCACGACAGGAACGGUAUUCCGAAUCCUUGGCAGACCAGCAGUUGAAGUUCCGUUGCUCUACGGGCCGGCCAAACAUCUCCUUGGCCAGUUUCCACAUCAAGAACAGCAUUGCUCUGGCCUCCAUUCAGCUGCCUCUGGGCCUCUUCUCCCCACCAGUUCCCCACCAGCCCAUGCCCAUCACGUGUAAGCUUCAGUUCCUGGUGUUCCGCAAUGGGAAACUCUUCUGCAGCACUGGAAAUUCUUCGCACCUCGCUGAUGAUGGCAAGCGACGCAGCGUGGCCACUCCAGUGGUCUAUGCAAGCACACAUGGCUGUGGCGUAAGCAAUCUCACCGAGCCAGUCAUCAUAUCGUUGCGGCAUUUGGACCAGGGCACCGAUCGCACAGCCGCUUUCUGGGACUUUGACAUCUUGGGAGGUUAUGGCGGCUGGAGAGCAGAAGGUUGUCAGCUGAUCCUUCAGAAACCUAACUUCACCACUGUGAGCUGCCGACAUCUCAGCAACACUGCUGUGCUGAUGGAGCUGAGCAACUUCCUGCAUGACUCACUGAGUCCCGCUGAGGUGCUACAUCCUGUAAUUUACAGUUGCACGGCUCUCCUCCUCCUGUGCCUGUUUACCACCAUCAUCAUCUACAUCAUCAAUCACAGCAACAUUCAUAUUGCACAGAAGUGCUGGCAUAUGCUGCUAAAUCUUUGUUUCCACAUCGCCAUGACAUCGGCUGUGUUUGCAGGUGGCAUCACUCUCACCAACUACAUAGCCAUCUGCCAAGCUGUUGGCAUCAUUCUCCAUUAUUCUUCCUUGUCUACUCUUCUGUGGAUGGCAGUGAUGGCACGAGUGAUCUACAAGGCAUCCACUUGGAAGGCACCCCAACAGCAGGAAGGGGAACCAACUCAGCCUGCUCCUCGUCCAAUGCUACGGUUCUACCUGAUUGCUGGAGGGAUCCCCUUGAUCAUCUGCGGGAUUACAGCAGCAGUUCGUAUUGACAAUUAUGGAGACCAGGACUCGUACUGCUGGCUGGCUUGCCGACCAAGCAUUGGAGCAUUCUAUGUGCCUGCAGCUUUCAUUCUGCUCAUCACCUGGAUUUACUUCCUAUGUGCCGGAAUCAGUCUGCAAUGCCGAGCUAAGGAUCCCAAAGAAAUACCCAAACCCUUGGAAACAAGGCAGCGCUUUGGAGGUAGUAGCAACCUAUUAACUGAUUCAGGAUCGCUUUCAGUCACCCUGAAUUCCAGCCCCCACACUGCUGAUGUUGAUGGUGUGUAUUCUCUAGGGGUGCAACUCUGGGCCCUUGUCAUCACCCAUUUCCUAUACCUCACUCUAUGGGCAUUUGGAGCAAUGGCAGUAUCUCAGCGUUGGUUCCUCCUGAAAGUUGUCUUCAGUUGCCUCUAUGGAGUCACUGCUGGAGCUUUAGGAUUUUUCAUCUUUAUCUACCACUGUGCCCGGCGCAGAGAUGUACAGAGUUUAUGGUUUACCUGUUGUCCAUCUUACAGGAAUGCUUUACCUAUGCAGGCUUAUGGGCACAAUGGAGCAGGUGUUGAAGAUGGCUCACAGGUCUUCAUUGGCUGCAAUCCAGAAGUAGCUCAGUCCAUUAAGUCUUCAUCUUCCCCUAUCAGCACAAUUUCAACCCCAGGGCCCUGCAAACUCAACAAUUUGCAAGUGGCCCUUGCCCAGCCAGAUAGUAACCCUGUAACAACUGCCUGCUAUGAGGAAGCAGAGCCUUCUAACAGUAAGACUACCUCCUCAACCAGGUAUACGAACAAUCUCCAUGGGCGCACCAGGCAUCAUAAAAGCAGAACUAAACUCUAUCGUGAAGGGAAGCAUCAGCGCCUGAAGGCAAUGCGGGGACCUUCCUCAGAGCAUCCUACUAGUGAGAGUGGGAGCCUUCAGAACAGUCAUUCAGAGAGUUACCAAAGCAGCCGGAAUAGCCCUUUGAACAAUCAGAACCAAGGGAAAGUUGUGACUCUGGAAUCCACCCUGACGCAGUCGGACUUGAGUGAUGGCAGUGGUGGCCCCCAGUCUGCAGAUUUUGGCCGAGGCCAGAGGAGAAGCACCAGCAGAGACAACCUUAAGCAUCAGGCCAACCCCUCUGUAGAAAGAGAGACUAAGAGGCGCUCCUUCCCGCUCAAUGCAGCAAACCAGAAUGGGGUCCUGAAGGGCAGCAAGUAUGACAUUAAUCUCAGUGGUGCUGACAAUGCAAGCAGCAUGAAAACAGGUCUCUGGAAGAGUGAGACAACAGUGUAGGAAAGGGUCAAAGACCUCUGCAGCUGGAAUCCUAGAGCAAUACCAACUCAGGUAGGAAGCUGCAGGUUACCCUUGUAGCUACAGCCUACCAGACUCAGUGAAGAGAACACUCUUAUGCACUACAUAGGCCUAGAUAAUAUGGGAUGGGUAGGCAAGAACUAUGCUCCCCACCGAUCCUCCUGAGCAGAUGGAGUAAGGAGACUGUUCCUGUCCUGUCCUGUGAAUCACAGCGCAUUUCACUUAUAUAUUAGGUGAUGUUGCUGUUCUUUGUGCCAGGGAACAUUUUCCUCCAGAGAACGGGCAGAAAGCCACAAUCAGCCAAGGUGCCAAAGUUGCAAAGCAAGAGACAAUCAUCUGUUCUUGUGAUUGUAUGGUCUCCCUUUUUCAUGUCCCUUUAUAUCCUUGAUAUUUCUGUACACCAUCCUGAGGAAGACAGUGAUCUAUAAGCUAAAACUUCUAAUACACUGUGUACAUAUGUAUAGGCAAAUUUGCUAUCCAUUGGAAAGUCUGUACGUGCUUUAUGCACAAUAACUCAUGUUGUGUGAGACAAGGGAAGUCAUCUUCCCAGUCAUUCAAAGCUAUGCAUAUAUCUAGUUUUGAUUUUGAUAAAUCUAAUGAAUGAUUGUAGAGUUGUCAAGGAAAAAGCCACAAGACAGAAUGAGGUGCACUAUUAAUUGUCCAAAGGUGCAUACUUAGGUGACAAUCCUUAGUCUUCUUUAGUCUUUCUUAAGGGACUCGGGGAGAAUAUGAUUUUUUGGGGCAUCAUUGCUCAAAGAUGCUUAAGAUAUGCAAAACAUCAAGAGCUCAGAACAAUUUUCAACUUUGGAGUGGCUUGUUCAGAUUUUACCAGAAUGCUGCUCUAUAAGAGUUUUUGAUUCAGAAGAGACGUUUCAGGGUUGAAAUACCUCUAGAGCAGUGGUUCCCAAACUUGGCAACUUUAAGACUUGUGGACUUCAACUCCCAGAAUUCUCCAGCCAGCAGAGCAAAGUCUUAAAGUUGCCAAGUUUGGGAACCACUGCUCUAGAGCAAAUAUUUCAGAUAAUGUUCAGAAACAGCUAUUCUGAGCUUGACAUGUUUUGCAUAAAAUCUUUUUAAUAGCACUUUCAAGCAGAAGCUAUCAACAAGCCCACCUUUCAAGUUACCUGCUGUGGAACUGAAUUGGAAUAGAUUACCAGUUUGGGUCCUCAUUGCUAAGGGUCUUGGUGCCCAUUUGCCACACCGCUGCUAAACAGGCCUGAAGGCUGACUUCCAACUUUGGAUGUUAGGCAGGGAACAGACUGAACUAAAACUCAGACAGUUCUAUCCUUUUCUGUAAUUCCAAGUCAAGUCACUCCUCACGUUCAAACUUGGAAGUAAGCCUUGAGGCCUGUUUAACAGUUGUGUGGAAAAUAUGCCCCAUGAAGCCUCAUUAAAGGCAUGACGCAGCUAACAUAGAAGCCUCUGAAAUACAUGAAGCUGCUGCACUGUUUAAUUAGUAAGCUUGAUCCAUUGAAAAAAAUGACACACAAUUUAAUUGUUCUUACCUAGGGAUAAGCAAAGCCCAGCGCUUACAAGAGUGGGAUGUUUUAAUUUAACAGAUUAAAAAUGGCAACAAAUUUAUUAUGGGCGGUUAUAAAAACUCCAGAGGGCAGCCCUGCAUCUUAACUCAUGGAUUCCCUCUCCCGUAAGAGAGAUUUUCCUCUGUCUAAAAGUAAAGCAGUGUGUUUCUUGCUUUAAAAAUAGUUUUUUCCCCCCAUGUGCACAUCAAUCAUUUUAUUAAAGCUAAUUAUUUAGUUAACCAUAUUUUUUUUAAAGAAAUCCCAUCACCCCUCACUAUAUGAAGGAAAGCAUGUGCAUCAGCAAACAGGGAAAAAAGAAUCAUAAAAAGAAGUUUAGAAUAGAGUUAAAAUUGCAAAGAAAAAAGCCUUACAGGCUUCAAUGACAUUAAUCCUUUAAGGAUUUGGAAAGCUCUGAAAUAUUGUUUUUAAGCACCUUGGGUACACUCCCUUUAUCUUUAUGUAUGUGUGACAUUACGUUAAAAAAUAAGGCCUCUUUGCAAUACAGUAACCGUUUCACAGAAUUGUGCAGCAAUCCCCAGAUUGAAUCUGUUGUGUCAGAAAUGAGCUGAAUGAAGAAGGCAUUGUGAUCCUUUCUCGAAGGCAGUUUCCAGAAAUAUUGGAAAGAAUCUUAUUAUUAUUAUUCUGUUUGCUGGCAUUUUAAUUACUCUGCAUCCAAUAGUAUAGGGACACUGCUUACAUACCACAUGCCACAUUCAAGAAUAAAUCCCUCCUGUAGAUAUGAAA